Messenger RNA from Naumovozyma dairenensis CBS 421, 2550 nucleotides. RefSeq names its product Yos9p (gene YOS9). Gene Ontology annotation, cellular component: endoplasmic reticulum lumen. Gene Ontology annotation, biological process: endoplasmic reticulum unfolded protein response; retrograde protein transport, ER to cytosol. Lineage: Eukaryota; Fungi; Ascomycota; Saccharomycetes; Saccharomycetales; Saccharomycetaceae. The transcript has a single exon. The record is from RefSeq and is a predicted model, not a curated record. Bases 1 to 2550 code for a protein of 849 amino acids.
AUGUGGUUUCGAAGUUUACUUCUUACAUCCAUAAUACUACCGAUAAGGUUUGUCGUUGCACUUUUGCCUCCCGUGGAUGAUCCUAACGCCCUUAAGAAAUACAACAUAAAUUACGUAACUCCUCAGUUUUGGGACGAAAAUAUUGCAAAUAAUAAGUCAUUACUUGACAAUGGUUCAAUUUUAGAAGUCGGCAAUGAUAUGAAAUGCCUGGUAUCGAAUGUAACUAAAUUAUCGACAUUGGAAAAGUUACGUAGUGAUCAAAAUAAAUACGAAACUACAUUAAUCAGUACAUUGAACCAAGGUGUUAAUAUCAUAAACAAAGCAUUAGAUGGACAUUGUGUUGGAUUUAGAAACGGAUUCUGGACCUAUCAAUUCUGUCCAAAGAAGGAGUUUAGCCAAUUCCACGAAGGUAAUACAGAUUCAUCAAUGAUCUAUGUAUUAGGAAAGCCGAAGAAGAAUUUGCUCAAACGUGAUUUCACAUUACUUUAUAACGAUUUCGGAUAUUAUGUCAAUGAAGUGGUUGGCUCCGGAGAUAUCUGUGAUUUGACAGGAACCCCCAGGUUAAUUGAAAUCGAAUAUGUAUGCGGAUCAGCUGUUGGUCCUGCCACCAUUCAAUGGGUUAGGGAAACAGCAACAUGUCAAUAUGAAGCACAGAUUUCUGUUCCAGAGCUAUGUGGUCUCGAACUACUUUCACUCACCGAAGAUAAAAGUUCAGGAACUGCAAUUACAUGCAUUCAUCCUUCUUCCGAGGAAACAGCUAAGCAUAACUUGGCGGAUCUCGUUACAUAUUUUGAUCCUAUAUUUUUGGGCCAAUCCAUUUAUCUUUUAGCUCCCAACGGCAAAAACCAUGAAAAGAAAGCUAACUUGAUGUAUACAGAGCAAUUAAAUGAUCCAUCCAUAUGGGAUUCUCCAACAGAAGUCUUAUAUAAAGCAUUUACGAUAGCGUUUAGUCGUGUUAUCACCCUUGGACUUUUACAUUUCCCAGACGGCUCAAAACUCGAGAAUGGGGAUACAUUUUCUUGGAUUGCCGAAAUAGUAGAUAUAACUGGAAAACCUUUAUCGAAAAUUAAAGUAAGUACUAAACAUGAUGGUAGUAUGGAGUUACUAAUAUAUAAAGAUUUACCACUUCUUGAUGUUGGUAAUUUUGAAUAUUACUCAAAGGAAAAGAAAUUGAAGUCAACUUUAUCACCAAAUGAUGGAAAAUAUUUGCUAGAUAUGAAAGACUUCUAUGGCGAAAUACCAUUGGAGCUUAACGAUGCACAAGGAAGUCUUCAGGAACUGCUUGGCCAAAUGGAAGGCUUCAAAUUAGCUAUCGUAAACCCCGAAACAGGCCAACAUAGAGAAGUAGAUUCCUCAUUUUUAUAUGAAGAGUUAAAUGAUGGCGAGAUUCUGGCAAUGAUACCAGAAGUUGAUACCCAUCCUGAAGGAGACAUAGCCAAAUCCGUUGAAGAUAAUAAACACUUGGCCGACCAAAACAAUGUUGACAUAAGUAUCGAACAAACUGAUGCGGUGAAUGACGAACUUCACUCCGAAGAAAAUCCUAAGAAUAAUGUUGAUCUAUCUAAUGAAGAUGUAGCUCAGGAUAACGAACAGCCAACUUAUGAUUCUGCCAAUGAUACGAAUCUUGCAAAGGAAUCACAAUCAGAAGGUUCGGUUUCCAAUGAACCAGGAAGCUAUACAGAUACGAAUAUGGAGAAUCCAAACAUACAGGAAGAAAACUCAACAGAGGAGAGCAAAACUGGAGAUGGAACGACAGCGAUAGAGGAAAUUGAUGACGAACCUACUACCAGCAUUAUCGAAGUGAAAGAUAGUGAAAAUGGGGACCCUGCUGCUUUUGAAAUAGCGGAAGAGACUAAUCAAGAAGAUACUACCGAAAGGCAAGGAAACAUGGGGGAUAAUAAACAUUCCGAGGAAAUUCAAACAUCUAGUGAAAUAGAAACUCCAAAAAACGAUGAAGAGGUAGAUAGGGAAAUUGUUCACAACGGGAAGGACGCCCAAAACUCUGACGAAAACUUCAUACCAAAAGAAAACCAUCAAGAAUUUGGAAAUGAUGAAGAUAUACAGAAUUUACAGGCACCACAAAAUCUAGCUGAGGUAGGAACUGAAGAACAGGAUUUUGAUAACCAACAGGAUGAAAACAUUCCAGAAGCUCAUAGCGAGGCGGAUGAACAACAGCCUGAAACUCUUAAUGAUUAUAUGGUCGAAGAAACAAUCUCCCCUGAUCCUAUUGUUGAGGAUCAUAAAGAUCUUGAAACGCAAGAGGGAAAAGAGAGCUCUAAUUUGUCAAUUCAAAAUACCAAUUAUGAUGAUGAAGAAAGACUACAAGCUAAUGAAAUGACAGAAGAACAGCAAACUGGAUCUACUGAACAAAAAGAAGAGAAAAAUGAGGCUAAAACACUACAAGAUAUUCCUCGCGGAGAAGGAAAACAGGCAGCGCAUCACUUAGAAGGAAUUGUUGAAUCAUCAUCAAACUUCGAAAAACGAGAUACUGAUGAAAUCGAAGUGGAAGAAGGGAAUGAAGCAACACAAAUAUCCCAUGAUGAAUUAUAA